AUGACGGCCCGUGACAGACGGGAACCAACAGUCUUCCACGGGACGGAGACGGAAUUCUGUCAGUCUCUCACUCUCGGCGUGCAGCGUGGCUUGUUGCUUGUUUCUGUUCCGGCGGCCGACAUCUCUUGCGAUCGCUCUUUGUUCAAGGGAGAACUCCAUGAUCCAUUCCAAUAUCAAUUUAUCCAUCUAGCAGUGGGGAAUGGAGUUAAGAGGUUCUGGAGAUAUUGUCACUUGUUGACUGCCCCUGGUAGGCAAGUUCCGUUUCUAGCGCACAGUCAUCACAUGGGUGUUUGUUCAUUCAUGCUUAUGAUAGAUUUCUGA
Molecule: messenger RNA, 321 nt
Organism: Neurospora tetrasperma FGSC 2508
Lineage: Eukaryota; Fungi; Ascomycota; Sordariomycetes; Sordariales; Sordariaceae
Exons: 1
Coding region: 1-321 (106 amino acids)
Source: RefSeq, a predicted model, not a curated record